AGGGGCCAAAAAUGAUGUAAGAAAACAGACUGGAACUGUUACAAACAGACAACAACUCACAGUCAACAAAAUGGAGAAAUGGGUUGACCGGGUUGCACUAGUGACUGGAGGGAAUUCAGGCAUCGGUUUCGCCAUAACAGAAUCUCUCCUCGAUUGGGGUCUAAUUGUGAUUUCGAUUGAUAAAGACAUAACAAACCUUCAGAAAUUGAAUGAAACCGGCAAAUGGAUCUCAGCGAAAGGGCAAAGGCUUCAUCCUCUGAUGGUUGACUUGUGCGAUGAGGAUCAGGUCAUCCGAGCAUUUCAGUGGGCUGAGAAUAACCUAAACACAAUUGAUCUACUGGUCAACAAUGCUGGAGUCGGUGGAACUUUAAGCCUUUUGAGUGGAAAUACAAGCGAAUGGAAACGACUUUUGGACGUAAAUGUCAUCGCGUUUAGUUUGUGUGCAGUCCAAGCAGUAGCAUUAAUGCGAAAGACCAAAAACCAGCAAGGGCAAAUAAUUAACAUUACAAGUAAUUUAGCAAAUUUUGUUCCUACUUAUGCCCCGUUUCAUUUCUACGCAGCUACAAAACAUGCGGCAAAAGCAUUUACAGAAGGUCUGAGACAAGAAUUAAUUGACAUUGAAAUCCCAAUCAGAAUCACAAGUAUUAGUCCAGGUCUUGUGAAAACAGGAAUACUCAAAUCAUCUCUAGGCAUAGAUAUGGACAAACUUGUUUUUGACAAGCAUCCGAGUAUAACGCCACAUGACGUAGCUGCAUCUCUCGAGUACAUAUUGAGCACACCAAUACACGUUACCAUAAACGAAGUGGCGAUUAGACCAACAAGAGCUUUAAACUAAAGUAAAAAGUGCGUGAGAACAUAUAUAUCAGAUAUUACCAAUUAUACUUUGAAGUACCUGCAAUAUGAAAAAUACAAACACAAGGGACUAAAGCAUAUCCCGGUUUAAUAAUAAAUAAUUACAUCCUCUA
Molecule: messenger RNA, 965 nt
Organism: Cimex lectularius (bed bug)
Lineage: Eukaryota; Metazoa; Arthropoda; Insecta; Hemiptera; Cimicidae
Product: dehydrogenase/reductase SDR family member 11-like
Exons: 7
Coding region: 71-835 (254 amino acids)
Molecular function (GO): oxidoreductase activity
Source: RefSeq, a predicted model, not a curated record